UUGUCGUGUUUACAUGUGCUGGAGUGCACACUUCUGAAAUUUUGUCAGGCUUUACGUAAAAGCAGUACUUUAUUUGUCUACAGACAGUAUGUCGGUAGACAGCGAGCUUGCCGCGGCAGAGGUUGUUCUGGGUUUCUUGGAGGAGGCGGAGCCGUGGCGGCUUCAGUCUCCGCAGUUCCCCAGUAAAGUCGGCGGGAAGCCGGCGUGGCUCAGCCAGGGAGGCCUGCCAUCCACGGCCGCGCUGCAGUGCGACCUGUGCCGUCUGCCUCUGGCCUUCUUGCUGCAGGUGUAUGCACCAAUUUGUGGUCAGGAUAGAAGUUUCCACAGAACACUUUUUCUGUUCUGCUGCAAAAAUCCCGAAUGCUACAAGCACAAUGACAGCCAAUGCAUGAAAGUGUUCAGAAGCCAGCUGCCGAGACAGAAUGAGUUCUACCCAUAUGACCCUCCAUCAGAGGAUGAACCCCCAGUUAACAUGGAACUGGACCAGGGCGUGUUGCCCAUUUCUGGAGUAAAACUUUGCUGGGUGUGUGGUUGCCCUGGUAACAAGGCCUGCUCUCGAUGUCACGCAGUAACUUACUGUGGAAAACACCACCAGACCCUCCACUGGAAACACGCACACAAGAAAGAAUGCUGCAGUAAAGAGGCAUCCUUUAACAAUUUAUUCCCCUUCCUGUUUCCUGAAACCGAACUGGUCACUGAGCCUGAGGAGGAGCAAACCGAUAAAAAGAAGUGUGAGCAAGAGGAUGACAGCAGUGUUCAGAGGAGUCUGGAUUGUACUGCUUUGGCAGAUGCACUGAGUGAGACUGAACUGGAGGAGAUGGCUACACACGAAACUGAAGACAAUGAAAUAUUCCAACAGUUCAAAAAGAGGAUUGAUCCAGAACCACACCAGGUGGUGCGUUACAGUCGAGGUGGCACUCCUUUGUGGGUCUCUUCUCAGCACAUUCCUUCACAUCAGGAUAUCCCACCAUGUACCUGUGGAGCCAAGAGAACAUUUGAGUUUCAGGUGAUGCCUCAACUAUUAAACAGUCUGUGUGUCGACUCCACCGGUGCUAGUAUUGACUGGGGGACGCUGGCUGUCUAUACAUGUGCCGUUAGCUGUAACCAUGAAUACCAUUACUGUCAGGAGUUCAUUUGGAAGCAAGACUUUGGCUCAGAUCAUCACAUCCAGAUAAAAUAAUAUCUGCCUGGUGUGUGAUCACAGGCAGUGACACGUUGAGUGCAUUGUUCGUGAGCUGAAACAAGUUCAU
This is a messenger RNA of Thalassophryne amazonica, 1250 nucleotides long. It is a transcript of the gene pdcd2, whose product is annotated as programmed cell death 2. Gene Ontology annotation, cellular component: nucleus; cytoplasm. NCBI's taxonomy places the organism in Eukaryota, Metazoa, Chordata, Actinopteri, Batrachoidiformes, Batrachoididae. The coding region runs from base 89 to 1180 and encodes 363 amino acids. The record is from RefSeq and is a predicted model, not a curated record. The transcript has 8 exons.